Molecule: messenger RNA, 1048 nt
Organism: Halichondria panicea
Lineage: Eukaryota; Metazoa; Porifera; Demospongiae; Suberitida; Halichondriidae
Product: peptidase inhibitor 16-like
Exons: 5
Coding region: 154-861 (235 amino acids)
Cellular component (GO): extracellular region
Source: RefSeq, a predicted model, not a curated record
UAAUUGCUAGUAAUAUAAUCUUUCUGUGCAUGCAUGUAAGAUUCAGCGUAACAGAUCAUUGAGUAUAAAAGCAACUAAGCUUCGAUCUGCUCAAUCCAAAGUCAACUGCAUAUCAUCAGUUUGCCUAUAUAUAACGGUUACACCACUAAGGCAAUGAAGACAGGAAUCGUUUUUUGUUACCUUCUAGCCGGCAUUGUCCUCUGUAUUGGGACGGCUAGCGGAACGGUUGUCAGCCUGAGUGAUGCUGACAAGUCAUUGAUCGUCAAAACUCACAAUGAUAUCCGGAGUGAUGUGUCCCCUACUGCAGCCAAUAUGAUUAAACUUGAGUGGAGCGAUGUGCUUGCCAAUAUUGCACAUACACAUGCUGAAAAGUGCACAUAUGCUCACAGCGACAAAACUGAAAGAAACAAAGCAGGUGCUCCUUCUUUCUCUUCAGUCGGUGAAAACAUCUUAGCAGGCGUUUUCUACAAAAUCGACUAUCAGGAUCUUAUCAACAACCAAUGGGGGGCAGAAAAGCAGCAUUAUAGUUACCCCAAUUGUAACUCAGGCGAAGACUGUGGUCAUUACACCCAGAUAGCCUGGGCCAAAACAACCCACGUUGGAUGUGCCGUUGCCGACUGUCCUUUUUAUAUUCCGGGUUACCGUUUAACAAUAUUGGUGUGCAACUAUGGACCGGCGGGUAACUUUGAUGGAGUGAAACCGUACAUACAAGGGUCCUCGUGCACCCAGUGUCCAGCUGGCUUAAACACGUGCAGUAAUAAAUUGUGCUCUUUUGGUUCAACUGUUGACACCUCUUCCAGUCAAGAGGCCUUCAUUCAGCUCAUCAUGAACAUGAUGGAGGCUGAGAGAGAAAGGGAAUGAAACAAUGUCGUAGCUAUGAACAUAUGAACAUGAAGUUAGUGAGUAGCUAUAUACCAAUUAGUGGUUUGUAGUUCCGAAACACAUGGCAAGAUCAGUCAUGCGUAUACGUAUAGUUUCUUCUUAGUUCAUAUAUCGUUUAAUUGCAGUGUAGCUGCUCUAACCGAUACAAUGAUUGUUCUCUAGUUUG